Manis javanica (Malayan pangolin) is the source of this 5318-nucleotide messenger RNA. NCBI's taxonomy places the organism in Eukaryota, Metazoa, Chordata, Mammalia, Pholidota, Manidae. The record is from RefSeq and is a predicted model, not a curated record.
AUGCCUGUGUUCAUCGAGGCAGCCUCUCUGGCAAACAUCUUUGACACAGAGAUCAGAGAUGAUGGGUUGCUAAACUUCUGGGAAGGGGAGCUGCUGAAGGUCACAGGUGUCGGGAUGGUGGGCAGGGAAGGGAGAGACCAAGCAGAUCUCCACAAGCACCCUGGGUUCUUUUUAGGCGGCACUCCACUAUUUCAUUUAAAAAGAAAAGGAGUCCGCUUCCCCAGGGAGGUGGCAGAGGGCAGCGGAACAGCCCCUUGCGCUUGGAAAAGUAACGCCAGUGUCCAGCCAACAGACCAGGAGACACUGGAUAAGAAAGCAGGUGAGGUCUCCAUCAGCACCCUGGGCCUGAUCCUCGGCGUGGGGCUGUCUCUGCUGCUCGUGUCCAUCCUGGGCUACAGCCUGGCCAAGUGGUACCAGCGCGGGUACUGCUGGGAUGGGCCUAAUUUUGUCUUCAACUUGUACCAAAUCCGGAACCUGAAGGAGCUGGAGAUGGGUCCACCCUUCACCAUCAGCGGCCACAUCGGCAGUCCGGAUGGUGGCUACACGAAGUUCUCCAACAGGCUAGUCUGAUGAGAGGUGCAUCAGCCUUCAGGAGCCUCUCAGACAGAUAUGGCUGCUGGCCCAGCACCAGCCUUCACCUCCCUCAAGGCCUGGCCUGCUCUCACUGUGGGCAAGAGGACUCUUCUCUGGGAGCACCACCAGCCUGCGGGGGCAGAGUCCCCAGGAGAGUCGGGCCUCUGGACACGGAGUCCGGCAGAGUAGCAGCGGCCUUCUCACGGAAACUAGAGGCAGCUGCUUCUCAGGGAGGGAGGACUGACUCCCGGGAGGCCCCUGGGCCUGUGGGUGGAGCUCUAGGUGUCCUGAAGGGCAGAGCCCUCGCAGGGUGGACAGGGCUUGGAGACUCCAGAGGGGAGGUCUGCAUGGGUGUCCCCAGUCACUUCCCCUUGCAGGGCUGACCCCAGGGGCUGGGAAACCAGUCAUAUCCUCAAAAGGCAAAGUCACGUGGGAAUGGUGGUGAUUCCAGACUGUUUUUAACCUUCCUAUCAGAAGUCAAGUUCCCGUAAGAGCUGAAGGCUGGGCUUGGGCCUUUUCUCUGCCUUAUCCCCGCUGUGCCGGGUUCUGGCACUUUCAGCCGUCCCUGACGCUCCCCAUCUGGGUCUGCUUUCCCUGCUGCUGACCAGCCUCAGCGACUCACAAACAAUUCUGAGGCAGUGCUUAGAACAAUUGAGAAAUGUGCUCUUAUUUUUCUAGGACCCUGUGAUGGGGUGGGCAUGGGGCAGGGGGUUCUCUAUCUCCCAGUGCUCUUUAGGCCCUGGGCGAGGCCUGCCCUGGGAUGGGGAAGGUGGACCAGAAGUGGUGGGAGUGUUGGGGAGGAAUCCAGUCGAGCCUGCAGAAACCAGAUAAUGCACCUGGGAAAUCAAGAGCCAAGCGCAGCUCGGUGGGUGGCAGGACACCGAGUCAUCCCUUCUUCCUCUGCUCUGUGCCCUACUGGGCCUGAGGUGGAGUCUGCACUGGGAUGGCAUCUUAGCGGAUGCUUCCAAGCACAGUUGUUCAGUCCAGACGGGCUGAGCUCCUGGGGCAGCUGUGGGUGGAGCAGGGCCUGGAGGGGCGCCGCCACCCCCAGAACCUGCAGUUAGGAGAGCUCCCAGUCCCCUGUCUUCCUGCUGAUGUCCCAGCAAGACGCGGGAGCCCAGGACAGUGAUAAGUGAGGGGGAGAGAAGUCCUACUACUUGCCCUCCUAUACUCUUUCCUGAGGCUGGUUUCUUUCUUGCUUUGGAUAGUAGAAGAUUGCAGGGUAAGGGAGGAGAGAGAGGGAACCUGCCAGCUCCCACCCCACACUUCCCACCAGGCCUGGGGACCAUUUUGCCCGCGUAGCCAGGCUCUGACUUAAUCAACCAUGUCUCUGGAUUUGGAGGUCUUCAGCUGGGUCCCAAUCUUCUGUCCCUGAAGAGGCGGGGGUGGGAUAGAACCCCCAGGGGCUCUGGACCCUCCCUCCCUUGAUGGCCUAGUGGGGGAGGAGCGGGCCGAGGAGAUGGGCCAACCGUGGCAUCCUUCCUCCUUGGUUCUCUGUUCUGGGGGCCGGGCCCCUUUCCUUAACCCAUGGGAUGUCCAGCCUCAGUAAAACUCUCAACCAUGCCCUGCUCAGCAUGGACCCCAGGUCUUCAGUCCAUGCAGGGCCCCUCUAAGCCCCCUGGAAGUGCUCAGGGCCCAGCUGCCUCGGGGAAACCUGAGAAGACGGGGCCCAGGGCCCGCGUGGUCCUGCCUGGUCUGGGUGGCUUCAGGUGAGGAGACCGGGACAGCUGCUGACGCCUGGGAGCACCGAGGGUAUUUCCCAUCCUUGGCAGAGGAACUGAGACUGGGCUACUUCCUCUUUUCGGGUCGUCUGACGUGUUCCCUGUCCUCUCUGCCUCCCCCUCUUUUCCCUGACUUCCGCAGUCCUACUGGUGAGCACAGCUUUCUUCACCCUUGGGCCCCAGCCCCCACCCUAGGGAUUCUCCAUGUUUCUAAUGAGGACCCUAAAGUGGCAGAUCUGGCUAGUUUGGAGAUGUGUAGGGGGCAGAGGCCCAGAAAUCUGGCUACAUAUCUGGUUGCGCUGGGCACUGCCCUAGCAUCCGGAGCCAGGCCAUGCAAGGGCCUCCCUGGGAGCCUCCCUCUCCUCUUAGAUGUUCUCCAUCCCACCGGCCCUCAGAGCCAGGACACAGUCCCAGGAGCCAGCAGCUCUCUAGGCUGGCAUUCCCUGGCCUCUGCCACCCCCUUCCUCUUUGGUGCCUUUGCUGGGGCUGCCUAGAAUGCCACCCACCUCCCUCAUCUAUUCUCCGUGGUCGGCUCAAGUCUCUUUCCUAUCACUUCCCUCAUGAUUCUAGACUCGACGCCCCCAUUUUGGUCCUAACAAUAGUCACAUUUUUCUCCAUCUGUGCUGUUCCCCAACCAGGCUGAGCAAUUUGUGGGCAGGGUUAUGUCCCAUAGGUCUUUAGUAACCGUUAAAUGGGGAGCACAUAGGAGAUGCUAAAUGUAAGUGCCGGCUAAAGAAACAGGCAUGGAAGAAACAGCUGGUGUGGCCAUGGAAGGCUGCCUCACCCUAGAGAAACAUGCCCAGGAGAACUGAGGAGCAGAAGCUGCCUACGCAGCACACAGUCUAAAGAGUACCAGGCAUUUCUGGGCACAUCACCACAUCCCAAGCAUCACGGCAACCUUGUGAUAAGGGGGUGUUCACUGGCCUUAUUUUAUGUAUGGAGAGACUGAGGCUCAGCGAGGUAGCACACGCUGCUUAAGGCUGCACAGCCAGCCACUGACUGUCCUGGGGUCUCACACAUGUGGCCUGACUUCAGGGCUGCACGGGAUGAGGACUGCACACUGUAGAACAGGGUCUGGUCUUGACGGCCCUGCCACGCUGUGUGGCCGUGGGCUAGCCACUUUGUCACCCUGGGCACAUAUUUCAGCAUCUGGAAAUCAAAGGAUUGGACUAGUUCUCCAAAGUUCUUCUUUUUCACUUGAAGGAGAAAAAGGAUCUUACCUGUUUUUUUCUAGGAAAACCUCUAUAUUCUCAGUGCAUAGCAUAGGACCUGGCAUAUAGCAGGCAUUCAAUAAACAAAAGAUGCAAGCACCAAGUGUAGUCCUGACGUUAUAACUUAGGAGGUGGCCUUUGAAAGGUGACUCGCACAGGCCUUCAGACCCCAAAGGUCUAGGAUCCUGAAUAUCACUCAGCUUUCCUUUGACCUCGGAUGAGUCAGACCGGCACCCAGGACUGAACCAUUCCCAGCAAACCCUUCUUCCCGCGGAAGCUGAACAGUGACGUUUGCAGGGUGGGCGCGCCACCCUCACAGGCGAAGGUACAGAGGCUCAGGGUCUGGGGAAAUGAUCUGCGUAAGGCCAGGCAAGAAUGGACUUUCAUUAUGAUCUUCGCCACCCACGUUUAUCCUCUGCCCGAGCUGGCAGCUUCCCUGAGCUCCUUGACCCCCAGGGGAGCAGGCUCCUCCCUUUGCCGAGUCCCCUGGUGUGGGGAGGGGGCUUCUCCGCAGCCUGGGCUCCCAAGACCCUGUCCUCAGCUCUGAACUUCUCACUGACACACUCUACAUUCUUCCUUUUAUUUUUCAUACCCCCUUUGGUGUCCAAAGCAUCAAAUUCUGCCCAUUCUUUAUGCCAGCUCAAUUCUCACUUCCCCAGGGAGCCUUCUUCAAGGCCUUAUUGUCUUCUUUUAAUUAUUACUUAACAUUUAUAACAUGUUAUGAAAAUUUAUAUAUAAUAUAUGUACUAUAAAUUAGAAGUGCUCUCUGGCUCCCAUAACUUAAUUGUUGAUUAUUCCCUUGUAUCCAUUCAUUCAUUCAUGCAGCUUCUAGAAUAUGCCAGGAACUGUACUAGGCACCCAGUUUCUCUCGAGACUAACCUUGCUCUCUCCUGAUUGAUGGGCCCUUUUUGCAGGCAGACUUCAGGCCUUCUGCCUCCCCUGAAUUCUCUAUGGUGCCUAGUAUGGCUCUUGCCAUAGCCAGGAACUUUUCAGGAAACUAGGUUGAAGGCUUCCUCAGUCUCUUCAGGGAAUCUUGGGCUGUGCCUUGUCCCAGGUCCAAUCCUGGGUGCUCUGAAACCAAAGCUUUUGAUUUUUCUCUUCCCACUUCCCAUCCUCAAUUAUGUUCAACCCUGUGAUCAUCCUCAGAUAGAGUUCUGGAGACAGAGCCCGCAUAGACAGUGGCUUUUUCUAUUUAAGGUGUAACCUAAGGCGUGGUCAAGCCCACGGAGGGGCUGGGCAGGUGAGAAAGGGGCUCUGCUCUUCCGUAGGUUCGCUUUCUGUCAUAAUGACCUUGCUUUGAGCCAGUGGCUGUAGAGGGACUGCCAUCUACGGUGUCCCUCACUCUGCCCCAGGGAUCUGAAAACUUCAAAAUGGGAGCAGAUGAGAAUAUCAUUGUUAUUUUUAAAAAACUGCUUAGUGAUCAAAAACCAUCUAAAAGGAUGAUAUUUAACCAGAUCUGGUACAAAACAGGAAGCUAGUGGCCUGGUGAAUUCUCACAUUUGGGGACCAGAAGUGAAAAUGUUUUGCCUGCCCAGAGAGCAGCCGGCCACCAAAAUAGCAGGUGGGGCGGCGCGGGAGGCUGAGGCCUUGGUGGGCUCCCAGCCUCCUAGACUUCUGCCUGCAGAGCUGUGGGAAUUGCCCCGCUCCCUGAAGCCUAGCAUGAGGUUUCUCCCAUGUAGGCAGGGACCUCCCGGAGGGAGGUGGGUGGAAAAUAUAAGAAGCGGCUUCUGUUCUAGCCCCACUCGUUGGUGGCCCAGGUGACUUGUUUGUAUCAGGCUGCAGUAGGACUUGAGGAUGCUGAGGUCACUUCCAG